Molecule: messenger RNA, 1266 nt
Organism: Scedosporium apiospermum
Lineage: Eukaryota; Fungi; Ascomycota; Sordariomycetes; Microascales; Microascaceae
Product: 26S protease regulatory subunit 6B-like protein
Exons: 3
Coding region: 1-1266 (421 amino acids)
Biological process (GO): proteasome-mediated ubiquitin-dependent protein catabolic process
Cellular component (GO): proteasome regulatory particle, base subcomplex
Molecular function (GO): proteasome-activating activity; ATP hydrolysis activity; ATP binding
Source: RefSeq, a predicted model, not a curated record
AUGGGCGACGUGCUCGUAGAAAGCGCUCCCAACCACGUUUCCAUCCAGAAAAAGGCCAUCGCCUCGACGAUACCGAAUGUCGAGAGCUUUGAGGGGUUACCGCUCGAUGGCGGCGACGAGUACGCUAAUCUCAAGAAGCUCCAAAGACAACUAGAAUACAUCCAACUGCAGGAAGAAUAUAUCAAAGAUGAGCAGCGAAACCUGAAGCGCGAGCUCGUCCGGGCUCAGGAGGAGAUUAAGCGGAUUCAGAGUGUUCCCCUGGUCAUCGGCCAGUUCAUGGAAGCCAUCGAUCAAAACACCGGAAUCGUCCAAUCGAGCACCGGCUCCAACUACGUCGUCCGCAUACUCUCCACCCUCGACCGCGAACAACUCAAGCCCUCCUCCUCCGUCGCCCUCCACCGCCACUCCAACGCCCUCGUCGACAUCCUCCCCCCCGAAGCCGACUCCUCCAUCGCCAUGCUCGGUGUCGACGAAAAGCCCGACGUGACCUACGCCGACGUCGGCGGCCUCGACAUGCAGAAGCAGGAAAUCCGCGAAGCCGUCGAGCUGCCCCUGACCCAUUUCGACCUCUACAAGCAGAUCGGCAUCGACCCGCCCCGAGGCGUGCUCCUCUACGGACCCCCCGGCACGGGCAAGACCAUGCUCGUCAAGGCCGUUGCCAACUCUACGACGGCCAACUUCAUCCGCGUGGUGGGGUCUGAAUUCGUGCAGAAGUACCUCGGCGAGGGACCCAGGAUGGUCAGGGACGUGUUCCGCAUGGCGCGCGAAAACGCCCCCGCCAUCAUCUUCAUCGACGAGAUCGACGCCAUCGCCACCAAGCGCUUCGACGCGCAGACGGGCGCCGACCGCGAAGUCCAGCGCAUCCUCCUCGAGCUCCUCAACCAGAUGGACGGCUUCGACCAGACCAGCAACGUCAAGGUCAUCAUGGCCACCAACCGCGCCGACACCCUCGACCCCGCCCUCCUCCGCCCCGGCCGUCUCGAUCGCAAGAUCGAAUUCCCUUCCCUGCGAGAUCGCCGCGAGCGCCGACUCAUCUUUACGACUAUUGCUUCGAAGAUGAGCCUUGCGCCCGAGGUGGAUCUGGAUAGUUUGAUUGUGAGGAAUGAUCCGCUUUCGGGGGCCGUCAUCGCCGCUAUUAUGCAGGAGGCCGGGUUGAGGGCUGUUAGGAAGAAUCGGUAUAAUAUUAUCCAGACUGAUUUGGAGGAUGCGUACUCGAGUCAGGCUAAGGGGACUAGUGACGAGAACAAGUUUGAUUUCUACAAAUAA